Hemibagrus wyckioides is the source of this 1765-nucleotide messenger RNA. It is a transcript of the gene lratd2a, whose product is annotated as LRAT domain containing 2a. The transcript has a single exon. Lineage: Eukaryota; Metazoa; Chordata; Actinopteri; Siluriformes; Bagridae. The record is from RefSeq and is a predicted model, not a curated record. The coding region runs from base 552 to 1307 and encodes 251 amino acids.
ACUUUCUUGUGCACUGUCUCUUUAAGUGAAACGCCGUGUGUGUGUGUGUGUGUGUGUGUGUGUGUGUGUGUGUGUGUUAUUGCUACAUCAUGUUAUUUUGCGAGAGCGCGCGUAUGCGCGCACACAUACACACAUACACACACCAGACGGAUACAGCCCACAAUCCUGGACUGCUGCUGUGUUUCUCAUCCUCGAGCUAGUGAAAAGAAAUGUUUGUGUUAUAUUUCACUGGCUUAUUUAAACACAGACUAUAGAGCUGACCGCUUAAGAGUUGUCUAUAUUCGUGGAAGUUUUUUUUUUGAAGGACUAAAUGCGGAUUUUUGUUCUAAAAAACAAGCUGAUCUUUAAACCAUGAUGACCGGAUAUCUAAGAGAAUAUGGGUUCAUUUGUAAUAUUAACCAAAAAAGUUUUUUAUGGGGCGUUUUUGCGCGCGUGUUUCGAAUGAAAUGUGGCUCGCGCAUGUCGGUAUUUGGGCGCGCGGUUAACAGGUGCAGCGCGCGCUCCUAGUGCUCACUUUCUCCGGUAUUACCGGACACCAGCUUUUAGUGCUGAUGGGCAACCACGUCGAUAAACUCGCGCAUCUCAGUUACGCCGAAGUCCCGACCGCGGAGCCGAACGGCACGGACGCCGAGGACGACGGCGCGCGCAUCGGCGUGUCCUACAUCUUCUCCACGGACGACGACGACACGUUGGCGGACGACAGGACAGACGAGAGGACGCCGCCGCCGCCGCAUGAGCUCGAAUGCGCCGUCUACCACACAGCCGCGUGCGUGUACGAGAGGCGCGCGCGCGACUUGCGCGCGCACUCCGCCGAGACGCUGAUGAGCAAGUUCGUGCCCGGGGACGUCCUGGAGUUCGUGGCCGCCGGCCAAAGUCCCCACUGGGCUGUGUACAUCGGCGACUUUCAGGUAGUGCAUCUGCACAGGGCGGAGGUGAAGUGCAGCUUCGUGAUGGAAGCGGGCCGCGGCAGACGCUGCCGGAUCGUUAACCACCUCUACAAGUACGAGCCGCUGAGCGCCGCCGCCGUGGUGCGAAACGCCACCGAGCACGUGGGCUUGAAGGAGCGCGAGCUGAGCUGGAGGAACUCGGAGUGCUUCGCCGCCUGGUGCAAGUUUGGCAAGCGGGAGUUCAAAAUGGGCGGAGAGCUGCGCAUCGGAAAGCAGCCGUACAAACUGAAGCUGCUUCUGGACGGCAGACAGGUGCACGAGCUCGAGUUUCAGAGUCUGGAGGACGCAAUCAUGGAGAGGAGACGCAGAGACAGGGUGGACAAACCGGCGGUGCUGAAUGAGCUGGAGGCACAGAGGUGAACGGAUGCAGGACCACAAUUAUGCAUUGCAUAUUCAGCGCUUUAUAAACCGCAUCACCUGUAUGUUCCACAUUGUUUUUUUUAUUGAAAGCCACCUAAAGUGUUUCCACAGGUCAUGAGUCCUGAUGGAUGUAAGUGGACAGAUAAAUAAAUAUCACGCGCCAGCAGUUUAUAUUCAUCUGCACUGUAAGACACUCUCUUUAACAACUCAGUUUAGUUUAUGUAGAGGAGACCAAGGAUGAUUUUUAACACUUUUUUGUUUAGUUUCAGUCUGUUUACAUAAAAACUCUCCGGAUACGACGUCUCGUUGUAAAAGUAAACGAAUUACCUUUUAAUACGUAACAUUUCUGGUGCAUAUGUUUUUUAAUUUCAUGUUCCCACUUUUGACUAAUGGCACAGACUCUGAACAGAUCAGACACACCUGUUUUGAAUAUGAUGUGGAGAGAAUAAAUGCAUACC